AAGGUUUAAACUAAUCCGGAAUUGUCUUCGAUUUUAAAUUACCGCCUCCUUGAUGUCGAUUCGUUUAUGUUCACGUACUACAAACAUUCGAAAAAAUAAAUCCUUGAUAGACGUGAGAUGUGUGGAUAGGAACAGCUGUGUCUCGUGAACUACUGUGCUGUAUUUUCACCAGUUCCUGAGAAGGACGUGGAGUUUUCUUAUGUAGGUUGUCACGUUGCCAAACGCGAUGCGAACUGUACUACGCGUGUUUGCUGCCAACUUGCGGCAUGUGCGUGGUGAGUUGCUGAUUUAUUUGUUUCCUGAAAUUAUCUUCAGUCCGCCUUUAAUAAUGGUGCGUUGGCGAACAUUAUAGCAGUGUAGCAGUGACAUUUUGGUUUACUCGUCGACUAUUAGCUGCUGGUUUUCUGCUUUAGUGGGAGGCUCUAUUUCAUCUUCAAGGUACGUAAGCGGUUCACAUAUUUUGUUGCAAUGAAGUUUACUUGAUUUCCACAUUGAAAGAUCUCAUUUCUGAGUGCCCGGAUCUUCGCCUGGAACCUUCAAAAUGACUGAAAUGGACAGUGCAAUGCCCGCGGAGGCGGGGCCGGGGGCGGCGCGGGCGAAACGGCCCGGGGGCGAGGCGUUCUGGCGCGAGACGCUGGGCGGCGCGCAGCGCUUCGUCGCGCCCAUGGUGGACGCGAGCGAGCUGGCGUGGCGCCUGCUCAGCCGCCGCCACGGCGCGCAGGUGUGCUACACGCCCAUGCUGCACAGCUCCGUGUUCGUGCGCGACCCCAAGUACCGCCAGGAGGCGCUCGCCACCUGCGCGGAGGACCGCCCGCUCAUCGUGCAGUUCUGCGGCAACGACUCGCAGACGCUGCUGGAGGCGGCGCUGCUGGCGGAGCCGCACUGCGACGCCGUCGACCUCAACCUGGGCUGCCCGCAGGCCAUCGCGCGUCGCGGCCGCUACGGCGCCUUCCUGCAGGACGACUGGGACCUCCUCCACGACAUUGUAAGCACACUGCACCGAGCUUUAUCGGUGCCUGUGACGUGCAAGAUCCGAGUGUUCGAAGACGUGGGGCGCACGGUGGAAUACGCUCAAAUGCUGGAGGCGGCAGGCUGUCAGAUGCUCACAGUGCAUGGCCGCACUCGCGAGCAGAAGGGACCUCUCACUGGACUUGCUAGCUGGUCCCACAUAAAGGCUGUCAGAGAAAAUGUCAAAAUUCCUGUAGUUGCCAAUGGUAAUAUUCAGUGCCUCCAAGAUGUAUACCAUUGCUUGGAGGAAACAGGCUGCCAUGGUGUUAUGUCUGCAGAGGGUAAUCUUUAUAAUCCAUCAGUAUUCGAAGGUGGUAAUCCUCCUGCCUGGGAUAUAGCUUUAGAAUAUUUGGAUCUGGCAGAACAGCACCCAUGUCCCACAUCAUAUGUGCGAGGCCAUCUCUUCAAAUUGUUUCAACAU
Messenger RNA from Gryllus bimaculatus (two-spotted cricket), 1429 nucleotides. Lineage: Eukaryota; Metazoa; Arthropoda; Insecta; Orthoptera; Gryllidae. The record is from the annotation of a GenBank genome assembly.